AGGCUAUAAAACUGGGGGUAUAUGCAAUAAGCAAAGUCGUGUAUCAAACUCUUUCAUUUGUUUUAUCAUCUCUCCUCUUACAUAACAAAUCCAAAAAAAAAAGAAAAAACCAAAACACAAAAAAAAAAAAGAUAAGAAAAAUGGGAUUUUGUUCGUGUAUAUCCUCAGGAGGAUCAACUGAUCGUAAUCAGAUUUAUGAGAUAACUGAUUAUGGACAAGAGAAUGCAGUUUUAUACUCUGACCACCAUGAUGUUCCUCAAGACUUUGGCUCUGUCUCUUCUUUAGCUGGAGGAAAGGGCUUGAACCAAGAUGCUGCCAUUCUCCACCUGGGAUAUGGAACAGAAGAAGGAGCGUUAUGUGGAGUGUUUGAUGGGCAUGGAGAGAAAGGUGAAUUCGUAAGCAAGAACGUAAGGAACCAGUUGCCAUCUAUACUCUUAGGUCAUAUGAAUAAUCAUUCAGUGACUAGAGACUGGAAACUCAUUUGCGAAACUACGUGUUUGGAGAUGGACAAAAGAAUUCUUAAAGUUAAAAAGAUUCAUGAUUGCUCUUCUUCUGGAACUACUGCUGUUCUCGCCGUUAAACAUGGAAAUCAAGUGAUGGUGGCAAAUCUUGGAGACUCAAGGGCUGUGAUGAUUGGAACAAGUGAGAAUGAAGAAACCAAGGUGGUUCAGUUGACCAAUGACUUGAAGCCAAGUGUGCCAAGCGAAGCGGAUAGGAUAAGGAAACGAAACGGAAGGGUGUUGGCUUUGGAGUCGGAACCUCACAUUCUAAGAGUUUGGCUUCCAACUGAAAACCGGCCAGGCUUAGCCAUGUCGCGGGCUUUUGGUGAUUUCCUCCUUAAAAGCUACGGUGUCAUUGCGACUCCACAAGUCUCUACGCAUCAAAUCACACCCCGCGACCAAUUUCUACUCCUUGCUUCAGACGGGGUGUGGGAUGUACUUAGUAACGAAGAGGUAGCUACGGUGGUGAUGAAGUCGGGAAAUGAGGCAGGAGCGGCCAACGCGGUGGCAGAGGCGGCUACUAAUGCGUGGAUCCAGAAAUAUCCAACGGCUAAGAUUGAUGAUAUCUCAGUCGUUUGCCUCUCUAUCAACAAAAAGCAUUGUCCUCAGCCACAACUAUGAAUUAAUAAAACCCAACUUGGUGAAAGAGAAAGCAAAGAAUAAUUAAUGACACGACAGCUCACUCAAUACUUUUAUGUUUCGUAAGAGUGAUCGUGACUGUGUGUAUAUAUAUAAAUCUAUGUAUACCGUUGUAAGUAAAGUCGUGUGAUUAUUAGGAAAAAAAAAAGAAAGAAGAAAAAAAAAGAUAUUAAUUAGGAAUGGUGUGUCGUCGUCGUGUCGUGGGAUAAAAGCAACAGAGACUGGAGACAUUUUGGACACACGUCGCGGGAAUCUAAUGUGUAGUUUUAUUGGACUGGCUCAGUUCAAGUUGAUUCUGUCCUGUAAUAGCAGCUCUAUGCAUUUGAUAACAACAUAUACCAAAAUGAUAUUGAUUUUGUCCAA
This is a messenger RNA of Camelina sativa (false flax), 1502 nucleotides long. RefSeq names its product putative protein phosphatase 2C 61. Lineage: Eukaryota; Viridiplantae; Streptophyta; Magnoliopsida; Brassicales; Brassicaceae. Gene Ontology annotation, biological process: protein dephosphorylation. The record is from RefSeq and is a predicted model, not a curated record. Gene Ontology annotation, molecular function: protein serine/threonine phosphatase activity.